AUGGAGGAGAGUCAGGCAGAAGCGGAGGGACACAGCUCGCUGCAAGGGUUGCAUUACAACCACAACAUGCUGUCCUUCCUUAGGCAACAGUUGGAGAGAGUGGAAAGUUUGGAGCAACCGGCCAGUGCAACAGCAGAGGAAUGGCUGGCCUUUCAUACCAGGGUCAAAAAGGCACGCAGGCUACUGGCCAAGCAUUCAGAGCCAUUUGACAUCAGAACAUUCUACAAGAUCGAAGAUGUCUACAGUGCUGUUGGUGAAACCUGCGAGUUUUUGCAUGCACAGGCACAGGAAUGGAAGUUGCAGUGUGCAGCAGAGCUUGAAUAUGCUGUGCCCUAUGACUGUGUCCAGGCAGACAGGGAGUACUUGCACAAACUGCUUUCCUACAUACUCAAGGGUGAGAAGUGUGGUGUUGAUGACGAACUGCUCCAUCAAUGGAUGCCCAUCAAGUGUGCCCAUGAUGAGCUGAAGUCCCUGCUGAUCAUUUCCCAAGAUGCUCUUUUGAUGAAGAAGCAGAUUGGUAAAGGUGGAUAUGGCCUUGUAUUUGAGGCACAAUGGCACUUUUCUAGAGUCGCUGUGAAGAGGCCACUCACCGAAGGCGACUUGCCCAUUGAGGAGUUUGCAAGCUUUGUCAGGGAAGUGGUUGUGCAUGCAAACCUGAGUCACCCCCACAUCGUCCAAGUGCAUGCGACCACUCCAUCUGGCUGGUUGGUCAUGGAAGCAGCCGAUGCGGAUCUGGGGACUUUGUGUCGAGGCUCUAAGAAGAUGGGCUGGCGAGGAACACUCAACCUCCUCCGGCAAGCUUCAGAAGGGCUGUAUUUCCUGCACAGCCUUUCUCCUCCUGUUGUGCACGCAGAUGUCAAGAGCUCAAAUUUUCUCGUAUUUGGGACAGACCCAGACAGCUGCAAAGUGAAGAUUGCAGAUUUUGGGCUUGCAUUGGAACCAGUCAAAGGGAGGAGCAAGACAACAAGGCUUGGAGGAGGAACACUGGAGUGGAUGGCACCAGAAAGUUACGAAGGGCAACCUGUCUCUGUCUUGUCUGACGUCUUUGGCUUCGGAGUCGUCAUGUAUGAAGCAGUGGCACGAGCACAUCCAUAUGGAGCAGACAAACUGAAGCUUGUUGAUGCAAGGAGGGCAUUUGUGAUGAACAAGAAGCUUUCUGGUGAAGAGCCAUGCACAGUACGGCCUGAAGAUUGUCCUGAAGAAAUGCGGCUGCUCAUGAAGCGCUGCUGCUCCAUCAACCCUGCAGCUCGGCCAACCAUGAUGGAAGUCACCCAAUGUCUGCAGGAGCUGCCAGCAGACUGGAGUCGUUCUGAUCAACAGCUGAGGAUUGGGGAACUAUCCAAACAGGAGGUGGAGGCGGAAACUCAACCACAGCAGCUGGCCCAAUUGAAUGGAGACCUCAACGCUGUGCGGCAGGAAAACGUCCGGCUGAACGAGGAGCUGGCGAAGAAGGGCAUGGUGAUCCGCAAGAUGGAGAGUGAGGUGUCAGAGCUGGAGUGCACAGUGUCAGAGCUGCGGCAGCUGAUCAGGGACUCAAAGAAUGAGGCUGCCACAUUGAUUGAGGACCGCGAGCAGGAGAAUGAUUACCUCAGACACCUGCUGGAUAAUGCCACCAGCCGUGUUGAUGCCGCUGAGGCCACCCUCGCACAGUUCCAAGAACUGGACCAGGUGCGCCGGGCCAGCUUCAGCUUGACAAAUUUUAUGGAGAACAUCAACGACGUCAUUCGCGAUGCCGAGGUCACCACGCCACUUCGGGACUAUGAGGAUCUUCAGGGCUUUUCCGUAUAUGACAGACCCACUGUGGCUCGCAGCGUCACUCCGACGAUGUAUGCGCUGUCUUCUGAGCCGAUCAGCCAAAAUGGCUUGGUGGACUACACGAGCUUUCCCUCAGGGGCCCAGGGGGAAGUUGGAGGGAGCUGCGGUGAGGGAGGGGAUUACUAG
Messenger RNA from Ostreobium quekettii, 1941 nucleotides. Lineage: Eukaryota; Viridiplantae; Chlorophyta; Ulvophyceae; Bryopsidales; Ostreobiaceae. The record is from the annotation of a GenBank genome assembly.